AUUGAGGAAAAAAUUGGUUGUCAAUUGAUUUUAUAGUUCAUAACACUGUAGUUAUCUGAGACGUUUUCUACGGAAAUCCGAGUUUUAUUACGAUUUGCAAAGAUUUCGGAAAUUUUUACAGUGCGUAGAUAUUAUAUUUUCCAUAUCGAACCCACUCAGCGGAACGCGUAACAAUCCAACUACAGAUUUGACACUGAUAGUUGUAAACCCAUCAGGAUGCCAGAAACAGAAGUCCAAGAUGGCAGCCAGACCCAGCGGCUGACCAAUGCAGAUUUCAGACGAUUACUCAUGACCCCUAGGUCAUCUCAGCCUGCAGCCACCCCAUCGGUCACCAAUGCUUCUGAAACACCGUCUUCUAAAAUACCAUCUUCAUCAAAGUUUGAAUCCGGUGGUUCACACGACAAGGCCGAAUUGCGUCGUAAGAAAAAGAUAUUCUAUGCUAAACUUAAGAAACAGGAAGAAAAUAAAAUGGCGGAACUAGCAGAGAAAUAUCGUGACAGGGCCAAAGAACGUCGAGUUGGUGCUAAUCCUGAUUAUCAGUCUCAAGAUCCUGUAGCUGUUGCUAGUGGCUAUAGAGCUGUUGCACCUGAUAUGAAAUCUGGUAUGGAUGCUGCUGAACGAAGACGUCAAAUGAUUCAGGAAUCAAAGUUCUUGGGAGGAGAUAUGGAACAUACUCACUUGGUAAAAGGUUUGGAUUAUGCUUUGUUACAAAAAGUUAAAAGUGAAAUUACUGCAAAAGAAACUGAACAAGAAACAGAGAUGGAACAGUUGGCAACUAAUAAGCCAGCCAAAGAAAAGCCAAAAGAGGAGGAUGAGAUGCAGUUUAAAACACGAUUAGGAAGAAAUGUUUAUAGAGUGGCACUGGCUGAAAAUGAGAUGGUUCAAAAUCCAUUAUUUGCUCCUGGACGUAUGGCUUAUAUAAUUGAUCUCACUGAAGAUAUAACAGAUACUGAUAUUCCAACUACAUUAAUUCGUAGUAAAUCUGAUGUGCCUAGCAUGGACGAUAGACCGACAUUAACCACAAAUGAUAUUGUUAUAAAUAAAUUGGCACAAAUACUAUCUUAUUUACGAACUGGACCAAAACAUUUAAAAAAAUCAAAAAGGCGUGACAAACAAGUUUUUGAUGAUAACAUUUACCCUGAAUUACCAGAUUAUGAACCGUCUACUCAUAAACGUAGUGAAGAGACUACUAAAAAACAAUCAAAUUAUUUUAAAAAUUCAAAAGAUGAGGAGCAAGAAGUUGAAAAAGAACAUCAUAAAAGAGAUGAAAUGGGAUGGGAGGCUUUGAGCAAAACUAAAUUUCAGCGUAAAAACCAAAUGGGUUUAUUAUCGCGAUUGGCAGCUGAACCAACUGGUUAUGCUGAAUGUUAUCCUGGUUUGGAUGAAAUGCAUGAUGCAAUUGAGGACUCUGAUGAUGAAGCAGAUUAUACAAAAAUGGAUUUGGGUAAUAAGAAAGGGCCAGUUGGUCGUUGGGAUUUCGACACACCCGAAGAGUAUGGUACGUAUAUGAGCAAUAAAGAAGCAUUACCAAAAGCAGCUUUCCAAUAUGGAGUUAAAAUGACUGAUGGUCGACGGACACGCAAACAUAACAAAGAAAAAAAUGAAAAAGCCGAACUUGAUCGUGAAUGGAAUAAAAUUCAAAAUAUUAUACAAAAACGUAAAGCACCAUCUGGUAAGGAUGAAGGAUCAUCGUUUAAGGUUCCAAAAUAUUAAUAAUUUUUAAUUAUUCACUUAUACUUGUAAUUAUAAUUUUAGUAUUAGAAAAUCACAGUUU
Sipha flava (yellow sugarcane aphid) is the source of this 1774-nucleotide messenger RNA. It is a transcript of the gene beag, whose product is annotated as protein Red. Gene Ontology annotation, cellular component: nucleus. Gene Ontology annotation, biological process: mRNA splicing, via spliceosome. The record is from RefSeq and is a predicted model, not a curated record. Bases 217 to 1713 code for a protein of 498 amino acids. The transcript has 4 exons. NCBI's taxonomy places the organism in Eukaryota, Metazoa, Arthropoda, Insecta, Hemiptera, Aphididae.